CUCCAUUAAUUUAUUUACUCUCCCCCCUGUUUGUUGUCAGCAAGGAGCCAGCGUAUUCGGACACUGUGGUUAGUUUUGCCCAAUAGAAUUGAUGUCUGUCAAUCUCCAUUAAUUUAUUUACUCUCCCCCCUGCUCUCCCCCCUGUUUAUUGUCAGCAAGGAGCCAGCGUAUUCGGACACUGUGGUUAGUUUUGCCCAAUAGAAUUGAUGUCUGUCAAUCUCCAUUAAUUUAUUUACUCUCCCCCCCAGUUUAUUGUCAGCAGAGAGCCAGCGUAUUCGGACACUGUGGUUAGUUUUGCCUAAUAGAAUUGAUGUCUGUCAGUAUCCCGCAAUGCCUGCCUUGCUGGCUCUGCUCCCUGUGUUGAUCUCUGCAGGCUUGCACCCCUCCCCCUUUCAAAGCUCACCUAUCUGUGUGAGGGGCUCCAAAGAAUAAAUCAUUAGAUCAGUCUUUCUUAAACUUUUUGAGGCCACGGAAGAGCACACAAUGAUAUUUUGUCAUGUAGAACACCUGUGAAAAUGUUCUUAAAAAAAGUUGUUGUCAGACCAAAAAAGACAAAAACAAAGAAGAGGUCGUGGCACACCUGUGAGUUGUUCAUGGAACGCCAGUGUUCCACGGAACGUAGUUUAAGAAACGCUGCAUUAGAUUGCUCCUGUUCUGCCUUGUGCUAGCAAGACCGCUGCUGCAGAGGGAAGAGAGAGGCUGCUUGCAGCUUUGACAGAGCUACUAAUGAUGCUGCUUCCAGCAGCUGAGGAGACUGGGAGAGUUCAGAGGAAAUCCCCAAGAUGCUCGGUGAUCAGUUCUGCCUUCGCCCAAUACUGCACUGUGGGGUACACGACCCAGAGUGCAUUGCUCACACCAUCGAUGAUGGUCACCCCAAAAUGGACAUGAUCUGUCAUCAGAAGGAGCAAGUGUGAAAACCUGUUGAUUUUUGUUUUGUAGACAUUUGGGUGUUGACAUAAGCAUUGUCAACAAAACCUCUUAGUGUAGACAUACCCUGAGACAGCCAGCGCCAUGUGGGCAGCACUGGGGCUGGCUUAGGGAUGGCACAAGGUGACAGCUCAGGGAAGGAGCCAUGUGUUCACUUUGUGAUUUAAAUGCUGCACUGUUGCUGUCCAACAGGCUGGCAGGAGAUCCUAAAUGCCACGGUGACCGUUCUGCAGGAAGGCGGCCUGGUAGCAGUUCCAACUGACACGGUCUAUGGAAUAGCAUGUCUAGCCCAGAGCUCUCAAGCAAUUAAAAAUAUCUAUAAUCUGAAAGGGCGAAAUGGAGGUAAACCUCUGGCAAUCUGUCUUGGAGAUGUGGAGCAUAUUUACAGAUAUUGUCAUGUCAGUGUACCAGAGGAGCUGCUACAGGACCUACUCCCAGGACCUGUGACCCUAGUAUUGCAGCGUUCUGAGGGACUCAAUAAAGACCUGAACCCUUUAACGUCGUUGGUUGGCGUUCGUAUUCCUAAUCACCCUUUCAUUAGGGAGUUGGCACAGGCUUGCUCAGGACCACUGGCUUUAACGAGUGCUAACUUCAGUACGCAGGCGAGCACGCUGACUGUCACGGAAUUCCGUGACCUUUGGCCUCAGUUAUCCUUGGUCAUUGAUGGAGGUGUAAUUGGAGAUAUCCAGAGUCCAGAGUGCCGUCUGGGGUCGACAGUGGUCGACUUGUCCGUAUCUGGGAAAUACACCAUUAUCCGGCCUGGCUGUGCACUGACACCGACAGUUGAAAUCCUGGGGAAGAAAUAUGGCUUGACACCAGAACCUUCUUGUUCAUGAAUCCCAAACUCUGGAAGCUGUGCAGAGUCGGUAAAACUGGGCACUGUGUGCCUGUCUCUUCAGGAAGCCAGUGGCGAUGGCCUUGUUUAAUAAGGUCAAUGGUUGUAACUGUCCUCACGUCUCAUCUGGAGUCUUUUCAUCAUUUGUGUGUAAUGGGUACUUGGUUUGCUAUGCAUGGGUAAGAAACGAACCAAGUACUUCUGACCUCCUGAUGCAAGUGUAAUAUCCCUGAUUACUGUACAAGGGAUCAUUUGCCUUGAGCAAUGGGGUUUAUUAGGUUUUGAAAUAAGCAAACAUCUCUUUGUGAUAUCUUGGCAAUGUGAUGCUUUGCUUUCCUUAUUUAGCUGCCCUGCGGGCAAGGAUCAGUUUAAAAGCCUGUUUAUUCAGGGAACACUAACAUGAAAUCAAUUUGUUCAUGGGGAAUAUUUAGUAGUAUUUAAAAACUGGUGACCAAACUGUUUUUAACACAGUUCUGUGUUAUAAAUGCUUACGUUUAAGGAG
This is a messenger RNA of Pelodiscus sinensis (Chinese soft-shelled turtle), 2264 nucleotides long. NCBI's taxonomy places the organism in Eukaryota, Metazoa, Chordata, Testudines, Trionychidae. The record is from RefSeq and is a predicted model, not a curated record.